This is a messenger RNA of Anopheles cruzii, 2579 nucleotides long. It is a transcript of the gene Snx6, whose product is annotated as sorting nexin-6. Gene Ontology annotation, biological process: phagosome-lysosome fusion involved in apoptotic cell clearance. Gene Ontology annotation, molecular function: phosphatidylinositol binding. NCBI's taxonomy places the organism in Eukaryota, Metazoa, Arthropoda, Insecta, Diptera, Culicidae. The transcript is spliced from 7 exons. The record is from RefSeq and is a predicted model, not a curated record. The coding region runs from base 276 to 1580 and encodes 434 amino acids.
AGAUCUUGCAGAGUGCUUAGCUUCACAUAUUUGUGUCCGACUGAAACAGGCUGUGAAAAUACCAACCUCUCGGCUUGCAUACGUUUUCUACUAUCGAAUUUAAGCGAUUCCGAUCGCGAUUGUUCUUAUUAGUUUCACGGGUAGGCAAAGGGCGGCCAAAAAUCAAAGAAUAUCACCACUCGUUAAGGCCCCAGAGUAGUGCUGUAGUGGCAAAGUGCGAUUACAGAGGGCGGAAGUGAACGAUUCACACUCGUAGCACCCUAAACUCGACAAAUAUGAUGGACGGAAUUGAAGAGAAUGGUUCACCACGGUCACCGAUGAGCCCGGUAACGGUCUCCGGUGGUGGGCCAGAAACGGUCCAAUCGCGCCAAUCGUCUGUCGACGGUGUUCCACCAACUGGUGGUUCGGUAGCCGCUCUGCCGGAAAACUCUCUAUUGGUUGACAUAUCUGAUGCGCUGAGUGAGAAGGAGCGUGUCAAGUUUACCGUCCACACGCGGACCAAUCUGGCCGGGUUCGACAAGACAGAUUUUCUUGUCGUUCGACAGCAUGAAGAGUUUGUGUGGCUACACGAGCGGUUCGAGGAAAAUGAAGAAUACGCCGGCUACAUCAUACCGCCGUGCCCUCCGCGGCCGGAUUUCGAUGCGUCACGCGAAAAGCUCCAGCGGCUCGGCGAGGGCGAAGGCAACAUGACGAAGGAAGAGUUCAAAAAGAUGAAGCAAGAACUGGAAGCGGAGUACUUGGCCACGUUCAAGAAGACCGUCGCCAUGCACGAGGUGUUCCUGACACGACUCGCCUCACACCCCGUUUUUCGGGAGGAUUCGCACCUCAAGGUGUUCCUGGUCUACGACCAAGAUCUGUGCGCUAAAAUGAAGAAAAAGAUGGACAUCUUCGGUGGCCUGAUGAAGAACAUUGGCAAAACGACAGACGAAAUCUAUCUUGGUGCGACGGUAAAGGACGUGAACGAUUUCUUCGAACGCGAACUACAGUUUCUCGGCGAGUACCACGCGCACCUGAAGGAGGCAUCGUUGCGCACGGAAAAGAUGACGAACAAACACAAGGAGAUGGCCGAUUCGCAUGUACGCAUCGCGUCCCAGCUGCUUGGUUUGUCUACGGCCGAACAUGGUUCGAUUGAAAAGUUUCUGGCCAAGACGGCAGAAAUUUUUGAGAAAAUUCGGAACAUGGAAGGUCGCGUGGCGAGUGAUCAGGAUCUUAAACUCGGCGAUACCCUGCGUUACUACCAGCGUGACAGUAAUGCGGCCAAAGCGCUGCUCAUCCGUCGGCUGCGCUGCUUGGCUGACUACGAGGCAGCCAACCGGAAUCUGGAAAAAGCACGCGCCAAGAACAAGGACGUUCAUGCGCCACUGGAGGUGCAGGAGGCCGAAAGUGCGCAAACACAGGCAUGUGAAAAGUUUGAAUCAAUGUCGGCCCGAGGUAAGGAAGAACUGGUCAGUUUUCGACUGCGCCGUGUAGCUGCCUUCAAAAAGAGUCUGACCGAGCUAGCCGAACUGGAGAUUAAGCACGCGAAAGCGCAGUACGAUCUGUUGCGUCAAUCGUUGCUGUCGCUACAAGAACUCGUUUAACUCUGGGCUGUGGACAUCCACCUGAGGUGUUGGUGACCACGAACUAAACCAAUCAAACGCAAACCGUCUACGUGGAACAAUAGUUUUUCUUAUACACGUAUAUACAUAUUUGUACACACCGACCUCCCAGUCUCGCUCGGUGGGACAGGAUGGUGUCGCUACCAUUCGGCUGAAUGGUACUUCUUUCUUCCGUUUAAGUUUAUACUUUUGCCUAUUUUCGAACUUAUCAUGACGAUCGCAAGCGUCAGUAGUUUAGUGGAAGACCGAAAGUUAGCAAAAAUGCAAGACAGUAGAUAAAGUAGUAGCGGAAAGCUCGAUAUAAACUCAAAUUUUGUCACAUUCUGGUUCCGUAGAAUGUAGCAUACAUUUUUCCUUGUUUCUUUUUGCAAUACAUCCAUUGAUUUAAAUGAUCUUAACUUUCUUCUCAAUUAUUUCAUUCCUUUUACAUCGAAUAGGUUUACAUUAUUUGAAAGAUUCAACGCGGUUAAUGAUAUAUACAUGCGCGCAUUCGACGCAUUCCGUGUUGAAUUUGUGACGAAGGUGAAAACGAAACGAAACGGUUCUAAACAAGGUGUUCCAAUGUGAACGAACUCUCGUAAUUUUAGCAGAAUAUUUUUAAAACUGAAAACCGAGCAAAAUGCGCCAAAUAAGAACAAACCUGGGAAGGGAAAGCGAAAGCCGUGUCCACUGUAACGGGUUACUACUUGCGGCGUCAGAAGAAGGCACCAUCGUGGAACAAGAACGAGGUAUUGGCACAUGCAUGUGUUUUAUGUUUUUCAUUUUUCUAAGCCUUUAUACACUCCAGGUGUAGAACGCAGAGGUCUGGACUCUGUUUCUCGUUCUUUUUCGAAGGGGGCUGCGGAGUGCUAACGCUCUUCCGUAUAGAGUUGUUGGUGGAAUGCAGCCGUGCAGAGCAGCGAGAAUUAAAUAGAGUUCGACGGUGAUGCCGUGUAAUUUGUAUGAAAUAUUAUUAAAGAAACAAAUAAACCAAUGUAUCGA